Parasteatoda tepidariorum (common house spider) is the source of this 2232-nucleotide messenger RNA. RefSeq names its product Cell division cycle 42 (gene Cdc42). Gene Ontology annotation, biological process: small GTPase-mediated signal transduction. Lineage: Eukaryota; Metazoa; Arthropoda; Arachnida; Araneae; Theridiidae. The record is from RefSeq and is a predicted model, not a curated record. Gene Ontology annotation, molecular function: GTP binding; GTPase activity.
AUUUUUUUUAGUAGUAAAAGUUGUUUUUCCUUCUUGGAUGUUUCCACCGGAAACGGAAAAUGUUAUGAUGUCACAAUAGUUUGUCAACGCCCAGUUAUCAUCACUGUCUCUUGUUAGGGACAGCAAUAAAUCUAAGUCAAAGUUGUGGAAGUUCCAAAGGAAUCUCUUCGGCAGCCACGCUGGUCCUGGCACAUUGUCCUGAAGAGAAUCUGAAUUAUGCAGACCAUAAAGUGUGUAGUUGUGGGUGAUGGAGCAGUUGGUAAAACUUGUUUGUUGAUAUCCUAUACUACAAACAAGUUCCCUUCAGAAUAUGUUCCCACUGUAUUUGACAAUUAUGCAGUGACUGUUAUGAUUGGUGGGGAACCAUACACGCUUGGUCUAUUUGAUACUGCAGGUCAAGAAGAUUAUGAUCGUUUGAGACCUCUGAGUUAUCCUCAAACAGAUGUUUUCCUUGUCUGCUUCUCUGUAGUUUCUCCUUCUUCAUUUGAAAAUGUUAAAGAAAAGUGGGUACCAGAAAUUACUCAUCACUGCCAGAAAACACCGUUUCUUUUAGUGGGUACUCAGAUUGAUCUUAGAGAUGAUGGAAUAACAGUAGAAAAAUUAGCAAAAAAUAAACAGAAGCCUAUCACAUAUGAACAAGGGGAAAAAUUGGCUAAAGAAUUGAAAGCUGUCAAGUAUGUUGAAUGUUCAGCCUUAACUCAGAAAGGCUUGAAGAAUGUUUUUGAUGAAGCAAUAUUGGCAGCCUUGGAGCCACCAGAACCCAAACCUAGACGAAAGUGCAGGCUUUUAUAAAGAUUGGAUGACCUUAAUAUAUCGCCAUCAAGACGUUUACCCUAAUCUACAAAUAAAAAAAAACUCUUGGCUUUUCUCCUUUUCUGAACAUUAUAUUCCGCGAAACAUCAUAAAUAAUAUAAAACACAUUGCUCUUUUUGUAAUCCAGAAAUUCAUUAGCGAAUCCCUGCGCUAAUCAUGUACCACUGUUCUGUGGAAUACUGAUACAUUCUGUAUUCUGAUACAUAUGUUAUACGCAUUUACCAUUCUGAACAUCUUAAGUGUGUUUCAGGGGUUUUUGAGUGAAAAGGACCAAGACUGAUUUAUAUAUAUAUAUAAAGUGCCACUUUAUUUAAUUUUUUUCUCAGAAUUAGUGAGUAAGGAGUUGAGAACACUUAAUCCUUGACUUAGGAUGUGUGGCUGCAAGUUUGCGGGGAUUUCUUGAGAUGGAUAAUGAUUUGACGUUGAGUUUUUAACGUAUGAGUUUAAGAACGAGAAACUAUUUCUUUUGCAGAUGCAAUACUUUAGUGUUGUGUAACAAUGUCUUUUUUGUAGUUUAAAUUAUUUUUCUAGUUUUACCAAAUUUGUCUUUUUUAGGCAUGUUUUAUUAUAAUUUAAUCUGGAUAUAUAUAUUUUCUAUAUUAUUUCAAUUAUGUUGAAUCACGACUCAUUAAUAAAUUUGCUGGCUGGCAUAAAGUAAUUCCGUUUUAAAAUCCUAAAAAGUGCCUCUGAACAAUAAGAAAGUAUGUUGUUGCAAAUAGUAAGGGCUUUUUACAUUGUUGGAUUGUCAUGUCUUCAUGCUCAAUAAGAAUUUAAUGUGCAGGUCUUAGUAAACACAACUAUAUUAAGCUUACUAACAUUAAACGUGAUUUUUUUUAUAACUUGUUUCUUAUUUCGGCAUUGCACCUUGUGGCUUUGCUUUUCUGUGUUAUUAUAGUCAGCAUAAUCCUUUUAUGUAUUUAUAUUGUGUGUCCAGUACUGAUAAAAAUAACUAUUAUGGGUAUACAAUAUAACUUCAAAUAUAUAAAAUGAAAAGCCUAUCAAAGUUUUAUAUUUAGGGUGCUUGUGAUUUAAAAAUCUUUUUAUUUAAUAUAAAAACAUGUCAUCCUUUUUUUUUCUAUUACUUUUUUAAGUAUCGAUUAUGUACAAUGUAACAUUUUUCAAGUCCAAAUGUGAUUGUUUCAUUCUGAUGAUUAUUUUGUGAAUUCUUUUUUUUCUUCUCCCAUUUGUUUGUGGCUUUUAAUUGUUUUUUUGUAAUGUAUAAAUCAAAAAUAAGAGCACUGUUCAGCACAAUGUGUCUUCCUAAUAGUAUGCUGUUCAGUAUUUAAAGAAAACAAAAAUGCUAAAAAAAAACUGGCUUACUGCCCAUUUGUGUUACAAAAAGAGACAGUCUGUGCCACAUGUUAAUAUACACUUCGUGUACUGGAUGAAGCAAUUUUUAAUAAAAAAAAAUUGAUAAGA